Molecule: messenger RNA, 1229 nt
Organism: Humulus lupulus (European hop)
Lineage: Eukaryota; Viridiplantae; Streptophyta; Magnoliopsida; Rosales; Cannabaceae
Product: protein PHOSPHATE-INDUCED 1-like
Exons: 1
Coding region: 77-1060 (327 amino acids)
Source: RefSeq, a predicted model, not a curated record
UUCCAAUCCAAAACACUCACUAAAUAUCUCCCUUCUUCUAUAAGCUCAAAGAAAAAAAGAGUUUUUAAAAGAAAAAAUGGCUUCUUUUCUUUCUACCCAAAGCUUUCUAAAGCUAGUUUUUCUUAUCUCAAUGUGCCAAAUCUGUUUGGCUAGUAGGAAACUGAGUGAAUUAGUUCAAGACCAACCUCAGCUCUUGAAAUACCAUAAUGGGCCUCUUCUUUCAGGCAAAAUCUCUAUCAAUCUAAUCUGGUAUGGAAAAUUCAAGCCUUCCCAAAGAGCCAUUGUCUCUGAUUUCAUUACCUCUAUGGAGUCUUCCUCUUCUGCUCUUUCUCAUGAGAGCCAGCCAUCUGUUGCCACGUGGUGGAAACUCACUGAGAAGUACUACCAUCUUACCUCCCAGAAACGACACCGUUCUUCUUCCCUCUCCCUACCUUUGGGGAAACAAAUCCUCGACGACAGUUACUCUCUUGGAAAGUCUCUCACCAACAAACAGAUAGUUCAGUUGGCCUCCAAGGGUGACCACAGCAACGCCAUUAACGUGGUAUUGACCUCUUCUGAUGUCACCGUCGAAGGGUUCUGUAUGAGCAAGUGUGGGACUCAUGGCUCGUCCUCUGUUAUGGGUCCAAAGAGUGGUCAUGUCAAGGGAAAGAACUCAAAGUUCGCUUACAUCUGGGUAGGAAACUCCGAGACCCAAUGCCCAGGUCAAUGCGCCUGGCCAUUCCACCAGCCUAUUUACGGUCCCCAAGCUCCGUCCUUGGUUGCGCCAAACAACGAUGUGGGGUUAGACGGGAUGAUCAUCAACUUGGCGAGUCUUUUGGCUGGAACAGUGACCAACCCCUUCGGUAAUGGCUACUUCCAGGGCCCAGCGGAAGCGCCACUCGAGGCUGCAUCGGCUUGCCCUGGUGUGUACGCCAAAGGAGCCUACCCUGGUUAUGCUGGGGACUUGCUUGUCGACCCAACUACUGGAGCUAGCUACAAUGCGCAUGGCUCCAAUGGAAGAAAGUACUUGGUUCCGGCUUUGUAUGAUCCUUCUACCUCUUCUUGCUCGACUUUGGUUUGAUGAGUAGUAGUUCUGCUAGUAGAAUUUGUACACGCAAUAUGUAGGCUAGAGUAGAGAAAUUCAUUGAUUUUUUCUUUUCUUUUCUUUUUUUCUUUUCUUUCUUUGUUCUGAUUAUGCGGAUUAUAAUAAAAUUUUAAGCAAAUUACGUUGGUUUGCUUACUUAAUUAAA